UCAUUUGUCCUUUGUUCGUUUCAAAUAAAAAAUAAUACACCCUAGACUUUCAACAUGCCUCUUGCCCUUGCAACCGCGCGCGUGCUCCUAUCUACUUUGCGGCGGCAGACACACCGCAGAGCGAUGGCAGGCAGCAGACAGUGUCAAGGACUGGUUCCAAACCAACACCACAUUACAAAUAGCCGUCAAUACAACAGCAGCGGGUUCUUUUCAGCUCUGCUGCAGACUGCAAAGUCAAAGAACCCUAUCACUGCCGAAUGGCACGGGCAACCGACGCACGAAGGCCGGCCGGAUCUGGUGGCAAAGGACGAAGUGACACCGGGAAUCACUAAUAAAGAGUUCGAAGCCCGUCGCCAGAAGCUGGUUAACGGGUUGCCCCGCGGCAGCACCCUGUUUGCCUUUGGAUCUCGCAUGAUAUUUGUGUCACCGCAUGUGUUUCAUGAUUUUAGGCAAGAUUCGGAUUUUCACUACCUGACCGGCUGGAAUGAGCCCGAUUCGGUGGCUGUCAUCGAGAAGAGCGAGAACACGCAGCGCGGGUACACCAUGACUAUGUUUGUGAACCCGAAAGCACCUGAGAAGGAGCUGUGGGAGGGCCCGCGCAACGGGUUGGAGGCGGCGGUAUCGCUUUUUGGCGCUGACGAGGCCAGGCCCGUCAGCGAAUUCGGAAAAUACGCCGCAGAGCUGGCAGCCCGCAUCCAGAGGAGACCGGCCGACGAGGGCUACGUCUAUGCUGACUUGGACGCCAAGCACGGCAUUCCGCGCAGCAGCCAGUGCGACACGCUGAAGCAGCUACUGAAACGCGAGAGCAUGGGCUCGCGGAUCCGCAGGCUCACCCCACUGGUGCAGCAGCUGCGGCUGAUAAAGUCCGACGCCGAGAUACGGCUGAUGCGCGAGGCCGGCCGCGCGUGCCGCCCGGGCAUGUGUGAGUCUACACUGCAAGGCCUGUUUGAGCACUCGUGCAAGAUGGCCCUGGUCGGCGGGAGCGGAGACAAGGCCACCAGCGCGACGGCAGACCACUCAGCGCUUAUUCGGCCGGCAUAUGUGCCAGUAUUCGCGUCGGGUGAGCACGCACUGUGCAUGCACUACGUCCAGAAUUCGGCGCCAAUGCGCGACGGUGACCUGAUUCUGGUUGACGCCGGCACUGAGUAUGCCGCCUAUGCCUCCGACAUCACGCGCACAUUUCCAGUUAACGGCCGCUUCACUGACGCUCAACGCGACCUCUACAGCGCUCUUCUCAGCGUACAGCAGCAGAUGAUUUCGCUCUGCCGUGUGGACGCUGGUUACUCGCUCAACGAAAUCCACCGCCGCUCGACGGCCGUGAUGGCCACGGAGCUCAAGCAGAUAGGCUUCCACGUGUCGAGCCGCGACGUUGACGACCAUCUGUACCCGCACCACAUAUCGCACUACCUCGGCAUGGACGUUCACGACACUGUGGACAUUUCGCGCACUCAGCAGCUCAAGCGCAACAUGGUAGUCACUGUCGAACCUGGAAUAUACGUGCCAUACGACAACAGGUUUCCCAAGGCCUUCCAGGGAAUGGGCAUCCGCAUUGAGGACGACAUUGUCGUGGGGCAGACAGCAGAGGAUAUGGAGAACCUCUCGGCCUCUGUCCCCAAGACUAUCGAGGACAUCGAGGCAUGCGCGAACAGCUGAGGCAAACGCAGAGUGUCGGCCCUCUUUUCUACAUGCCCAAUGAAUA
This is a messenger RNA of Kickxella alabastrina, 1699 nucleotides long. RefSeq names its product peptidase M24, structural domain-containing protein. Gene Ontology annotation, cellular component: mitochondrion. Lineage: Eukaryota; Fungi; Kickxellomycota; Kickxellomycetes; Kickxellales; Kickxellaceae. Bases 55 to 1653 code for a protein of 532 amino acids. Gene Ontology annotation, molecular function: metalloaminopeptidase activity; manganese ion binding. The transcript is spliced from 2 exons. The record is from RefSeq and is a predicted model, not a curated record.